Molecule: messenger RNA, 2319 nt
Organism: Nilaparvata lugens (brown planthopper)
Lineage: Eukaryota; Metazoa; Arthropoda; Insecta; Hemiptera; Delphacidae
Exons: 4
Coding region: 144-962 (272 amino acids)
Source: RefSeq, a predicted model, not a curated record
AGUCCGUCCGGAUCCGAGGAUAUCCGCAUGUCUGAGACAGAAGCCGAUCGCAACUAUCGGCUCGACGCCCAGUCUGGGACUCGCAAGUUCUAUUUGUGAUCCGACGUUGUUGAACUGACUUUACAAUUUAACACUAGAGUCGUAUGCGUGGACGAGCCUCGCUCGAAGAGGACACACACGACCCGCCCUCCCGCUUCACGUACGGCCGCUACCGGCAGCCGUCAGCGAUGGGUGGAGCGGCAGGGGGUGGAGCCUCGUCAACAGGAGGCGGAGCGUCGAACUUCAGCCACGCCCACUCGGUAUUGGGAGGCGGGGUCUCGGUGGGAGGGGGCGGAGCCUCGAACUUUGGCCACUCCCACUCGCCGCUAUCCGCCCACCACCACCACCACCACAUGUUGCGAGGCGAUGGAGGAGGAGAGGAGGAGGGCAUAUAUGAGAGUGCCGAUCCACCGUCGAGGCAUCACAGAGGAGGAGGCGAUAAUACGCCCGACAGCGAGAGUGAUGACUUUAUUCAAGCUCAACAAGUGCUAGUCCAGUCGGCUAGUGAUCUGCCGCUGCCAGACCCGCCCGCCACCACAAAAGUGGCACCCAAAGCGGGUCACAAAAUGGCGUCCGAGGCAGGACACAAAGUGGCGCCCGAAGCGGGACACAAAGUGGCGCCCGAUGUGGGACACAAAAGAGAGUACUAUCCAUCGCCGGAGGACCACAGCGCAGAGUCGUCUCCGGUGGACUCCGACGGCCACGAAGACGAUGAAGAGGAGGAGGAGGACGAUGACGAGGAGGAGGGGGAGCUGGAGGCAAUAGUGCGUCAGAUUUCAAGGCCAUCUUCUGCCAUGGAGGAGGUUAGACGUCAUUCUUUGCCGAGUUCUUCACAAGAUACUCUCGAAUCAUCUAGUGCUUCACCUGUGACAGAACAGUCUGCACUCAUCAGGCCUAAACGGUAUCCAGAAUACAAGCACUGAUGUCAAGAGGCUCCAGAAUUUGUGAGUGAUGUCAGAUGAUGUUCAUAAGGAACCUCCAAGAUUUGUGAUUUGUGAGAAAAAAGUGCUAUGUUGUCAGUUUUUUUAUGAAAUGUCAGUUCACAUGGAACUCCCAGAGUAUGUGAUUUCUCAAAAAUAUAUUAUAAGUGUUGAUGUCCAAGUGUAAUAUUUCUAUGUGUAAGAAAAAUCAUCAAAAUGCUCUCAAGGAUCUAUUGUUGAAAGCAAUUUUGGUUGAUGUUCACAAGAAACCAUCAUACUUUGUGAUUAUUCAUUAAUAAAUUCAGUAAUAUCUGAAUUCACCCACUGAACUGGUGAUCAUUCAUGAAUAUAUCCACUGAUAUCCAAAGUUACCUACUGAACUGGAAAAUCAAGUGAAGAAAGCUUAUAAGAAUUCUAGAGAAUCCUCUCAUAAUAGUGUAUUCUUAGAUGAAGAGAUUUCUUUUGCUAGAAACACAUUUUAAUCAUCAACAUUCUCAAUUGAUGUGAUUUGGAGUGAUUUCUUCAUAAGAAACACUUUUGAAUCAUCAACAUUUUCAAUUGAGUAUUCCAAUUAUCGAUGUUCCACAAAAUGUGUAAGCUCUAGAUAUUGUUUAUUGAAAGGAAUAUCUACGAAUGUCCAAUAAUCUCCACAAAGACAAAAGUUUGUGAUGUUUUGAAUGUUUUUGUGUAGAUGAUAUACCAGGAAUUAUGAUGUAUAUAGAUGUCUCAUUUAUCAUACAUAAGAUACAUCCAAUUCAUAUGAUGUAUUAUACUCCAGUGAGUUUGUGAAUCUGUGUUGAUAUUAGAAAAACUAUGUGUAAAUCUCAACAAAUGAUGGGAAAAGGGUAUUAUGUAUAUGAUGAUUUUGUGAACCAUGGUUUCUAUGGUUUACAAGAGUGGAAAACUACUGUCCAAGUCCUCAAAGAAUAGGAGUGAAUCUUCAAGAGUUCUCUGAAGAAAGUUGUCAUUCGAUUAGUGUUUUGUGUAAAAACGAUUACUGGAUUGGUGUUUAACUGUGUAGAUGUCUAGUAGGAAGUAAUGUUUCAUAAUAUUAUGGGAAAUGUGGAAUCUUAUUGGAAGGGUAAUUUUAUAUAGGUGUUGUUUGUGGGAAAAUAGAAUAACAUGUUGGAUAACUUCAAUUUGAUGACAUAAUCAUGUUUUCAAAGUUGAUAAUAAUUGCAAAAAAAAUUGGCAGUUUUGCCAAUAUCGGCUAUCUUGCAUGAUAGCAACUGGAGAUUGAAACAGGGUUUGAAAUGAUGGGAAGAAGGAGAAGAAUUGAGUGGAGGAGGAGGAAAAGGGGAAGGAUAUGAUUAUGGAGAAGGAGAAGGAGAAGAAUGAGAAGGAGUAGGAGAAGAAGGUG